This is a messenger RNA of Camellia sinensis, 792 nucleotides long. The record is from RefSeq and is a predicted model, not a curated record. NCBI's taxonomy places the organism in Eukaryota, Viridiplantae, Streptophyta, Magnoliopsida, Ericales, Theaceae.
AUGUAUGAUUCGUGCCUCAACAGUGAGACCAAAGUCAGUCAAAUCAUUAAUGGUCAUUCCUGGAAGUGGCCUUUUCCUAACUCUUGGGAAAUUCAGGAGUUGAUUUCAUCCACUCCUGAAUGCUGCAAACCUAACCCUUCCAAGUGUGACCAGGUUAUCUGGAAUCUUACUUCUGAUGGUCAGUUUUCCAUCCACACAGCUUGGAAUCACUGGAGACGUAGUUUUGGUAGAGUGGUUUGGCAUAAACUCCUUUGGGGCCCUCAUAGGAUCCCGAAAGUCAGUUUCAUUGUCUGGGUUGCUAUCCAUAACAGGUUGUACACUGGUGAUAGACUUAUGUUGUUUGGUUUAGCUCCUCAUUCACAGUGCCCUUACUGCCUUGACCCUGGAGAGAGUCAUUCUCAUCUCUUUUUUAAGUGCAAAUUUGCCAAUAGAGUCUGGGGUGCUAUUGAAGGCAAAUGCAACAUUAAAUGGCUUGAUUUGGAUUGGCCGGAUAUUGUUACAUAUGCUACGAAGGAGACCAAGGGUAACUCUCUUAGAGCUAAUAUUCUUAGCAAUGCUUUCCUGUGUUCUAUUUACCACAUCUGGAUUGAGAGAAAUAAUCGUGUUUUUAACAAAGAAUUUAAACCUGAAGAGGUGAUUACCAAAUCUAUAAUCCAGAUGGUGAGAAGUAGAAUGCUGUCCAUUAAGUACUUGCCUAGUUCUGCUACUGAUAGCUGGUUUCUUGCCCAAUGGAACCUGCCAAUAACAAUAUUGAAGCCCCAUAUUAUCAGAUAUGGGAGGGCUGCUGAGUGA